AUGAAUUCAUGGGUUUCGAGGAAUUCACAACAAAUUCUUGAAAGAAAUCCUUCAAAAGCUAAAUUUGAUGUGCACCGGGCGACUUUCAUGUACCUCUUCUCCGAGAUGGUCAAAUAUGCUAUGCAAACAUCAAAAAACCUUGAUGAUGCGCAGGCAAAACUCGCUUCCUUUGGAGCACCAAUUGGCAGGCAGAUGCUAGAUCUCGUCUUUCUACGUGAACGAAUGCAAAAAAGGGAAAUCCGUCUCUUAAGCUUUCUGAUCUUCCUUAAAGGUGUCUUCUGGCGGUGUAUUUUUGGGAAGGAGGCUGAUGACCUAGAACGUGAUGGUUUGGAUGAACAUACAUAUUAUAUGAUUGAGCGUGAGCCCAUGGUUAACAAAUUUACACGUUUUACUUAUGAGCCCUCGGAAUCUGAACGAAAAAAUGUUCCCCUAAAUCUCGCUGCAUUUAACUGCGGUAUCAUCGAGUCGGCACUGACUUGCGCUGGAUUCUUACAUGCGUUAUUGAAGCUUUGA
This is a messenger RNA of Hydatigera taeniaeformis, 513 nucleotides long. NCBI's taxonomy places the organism in Eukaryota, Metazoa, Platyhelminthes, Cestoda, Cyclophyllidea, Taeniidae. The record is from the annotation of a GenBank genome assembly.